Messenger RNA from Helobdella robusta, 1161 nucleotides. RefSeq lists its product as hypothetical. The annotation marks the transcript as partial. The record is from RefSeq and is a predicted model, not a curated record. NCBI's taxonomy places the organism in Eukaryota, Metazoa, Annelida, Clitellata, Rhynchobdellida, Glossiphoniidae. Gene Ontology annotation, molecular function: ATP binding; JUN kinase kinase kinase activity. The transcript has 6 exons. Gene Ontology annotation, biological process: protein phosphorylation.
GCCAGCCUUCAGCUAGAAGAAGUCAUUGGCAUUGGAGGCUUUGGAAAGGUUGUUUACAGAGGGUUGUGGUGUGAUGCUGAGGUAGCUGUAAAGGUUUCAUGCAAUGAAAGUAACCAGCAGGUUGAUCACAUCAUUGAUAAUGUCAGACAAGAAGCCAAGUUGCUGUGGCUGCUCGAUCACGAGAACAUCAUUUCACUGAAAGGAGUUUGUCUUCAACCGCCAAACGUGUGUCUGGUGAUGGAAUACGCUAGGGGUGGUCCUUUGAAUCGAGCCCUUGCUGGGAAACGUUUGAGUCCAGAUGUGGUGGUAGAGUGGGCACUCCAGAUUGCAAGGGGUAUGAAAUAUUUGCACGAGGAUGCUCCCAUACCUUUGAUACACAGAGAUCUCAAGUCUAACAACAUUUUGCUGCUGGAGAAGUUUGAUGGUGUUGAAGCACGUGACAACAAAAUGAAGAUUACAGAUUUUGGAUUAGCUCGUGAGAUUCACCACAUCACAAGUUCCAGUGCAGCCGGCACUUAUGCAUGGAUGGCUCCUGAGGUCAUAAAAAAUUCUUCCUUCUCUAAAUACAGUGAUGUCUGGAGUUAUGGUGUUGUAGUUUGGGAGUUGUUGACCGGGGAGACCCCUUACAAAGGUAUUGAUUCGCUGGCUGUGGCCUAUGGGGUGGCUGUCAACAAACUCACCCUGCCUAUUCCUUCCACUUGCCCAUCAUUAUUUAAAGCCUUGCUUGAAAAGUGUUGGGAGCCAGUAGCACAUGAGAGGCCAUCGUUCAGUGAGGUUUUGUGCAUGUUGGAUGAACUUUCUUUGUCAUCAUUUGUUAGAACGCCACAUGAAUCAUUCCAUUCACUGCAAAAUGAUUGGAAGCAAGAAAUCGAAACCAUGUUUGAAGAACUCAAAUCAAAAGAACUAGAACUACGAUCCAGAGAGGAUGAACUGAACCGAGCAGCUCUGCAACAGAAGAUCCAUGAAGAUUUCCUGAAACAGCGAGAAGAUAAGUUAGCAGAAAAGGAAGUAGAGUUGUUGGAACGAGAAAUGAACAUUAUGAUUCUUCAGCAGAUGAUCUCCAAACCUGCACUCAAAAAAAGAAAUGGUAAAUUCAAAAAGAGUAGGUUAAAGUUGCUGAAACCAACAAGCAGCAAAUCUGUGAAUGAAAUUUCAAGUUAG